Zootoca vivipara (common lizard) is the source of this 11912-nucleotide messenger RNA. It is a transcript of the gene LCTL, whose product is annotated as lactase like. Gene Ontology annotation, biological process: glycosylceramide catabolic process; carbohydrate metabolic process. The record is from RefSeq and is a predicted model, not a curated record. Gene Ontology annotation, molecular function: glycosylceramidase activity; beta-galactosidase activity. Gene Ontology annotation, cellular component: cytosol. Lineage: Eukaryota; Metazoa; Chordata; Lepidosauria; Squamata; Lacertidae.
AUGGCUCACCAGUGUAUGUGCUGAGAGAAUUGUUGUUGUACUAGCCAAUAUCCUUCUGGGUGGCUUUGCGAUGGCAUGGACUGUGAGAAGGAAGGAACAGAAGCAAAUCGGCCUCAUCAGCUCCUUUUUCUGUUGAUGGCACUAAUGCCGCCAGGUGUAUAUCUUCGGUCCAGUAUACCUGAAGGAGCGUCUCCACCCCCAUCGUUCUGCCCGGACACUGAGGUCCAGCGCCGAGGGCCUUCUGGCGGUUCCCUCACUGCGAGAAGCAAAGCUACAGGGAACCAGGCAGAGGGCCUUCUCGGUAGCGGCACCUGCCCUGUGGAACGCCCUCCCAUCAGAGAAGCACUGGAGAUAAAAUGCUGCUCUCUGAACCCUGGGCAUCCAAGCUAUUAUAAACGAAGCAAGAUUUAUUCUAGAGAGCUGGAACGGAUACGUCACUUCUUCUAUCCUCUCUGACUGACAGAAAAUCUCCUUGGGGCAAAAGCAGGCAGGAAACAGUAAGCAUUCGCUGAUUGACAAAGAGAUAGACCAUCCUAGGAUCAUGGCCUCCGCUCUCUCUAGUGCAUCCAGGACCCUUGACUCCUCUGCAGACUCCAGCUGGAAUCCGAAAUUCCCCAAACCAUUUGCUUGGGGCGCAGCCACAGCAGCAUACCAGGUGGAAGGAGGCUGGGAUGCAGAUGGAAAAGGCCCCAGCGUUUGGGACACGUUCACCCAUCAGGGAGGAGAUCGGGUUUUCAAGAACCAGACUGGUGAUGUAGCUUGUGGCAGCUAUACUCUGUGGGAGGAAGAUUUGAAAUGUAUCAAACAGCUUGGAUUGACUCAUUAUCGCUUCUCUCUUUCCUGGUCACGUCUGUUACCUGAUGGGAAGACAGGUUUCAUCAACCAGAAAGGAGUUGAAUAUUAUGACAAAAUGAUCGAUAGUCUACUAGCAAACGACGUGACUCCUGUGGUCACCCUGUAUCAUUUCGACCUUCCGCAGCGUUUAGAAGAUCAAGGGGGCUGGAGAUCAGGGGCCACGGUGGAAGCCUUUGAUAGUUAUGCCCAGUUUUGCUUCAGAACCUUUGGGGACAGAGUAAAGUUGUGGAUCACCAUUAAUGAGCCGUAUGUUAUGGCUGAGCUCGGCUACGAAGAAGGUAUAAUGGCCCCAGGUAUUACGGAGCUUGGCACCGGAGCAUACCUGGCCGCUCACAACAUGAUCAAAGCUCACGCUGCAGCCUGGCACACUUACGAUAGGCUAUUUCGGAAAACACAGGGCGGACUUGUGUCUAUAGCGCUCAACUCGGAUUGGGCAGAACCCUUUGAUCCGAAUUCCGUUGCUGACCAGGAAGCUGCUAAGAGGCACGUGGCGUUUUGCCUGGAUUGGUUCGCUACCCCGAUCUUCCUCAGUGGCGACUAUCCAGCCAUCAUGAAAUCCCAGGUUUCUGCUGCGUGUAAGAGGCAAGGUUCUCCAUCGUCGAGGCUUCCGGAAUUUACCGAGGAAGAAAAGAUGAUGAUCAAGGGCACUGCUGACUUUUUCUCUCUAAAUUACUACACUUCCCGUAAAAUUAAGCACCGAGAUAAUACGCGUAGCCCACCGAGUAUGUCUGCGGACAAGGAAGCGGAGCAAGUAACAGAUCCAUCCUGGCCUGUAGCAACCGGCAGUUCUUGGCUGGCUGUUGUUCCAUGGGGUUUACGCCGCCUGUUGAAAUACAUUAAGGAUACAUAUAAUCACCCUAUAAUUUACAUCACUGAGAACGGGUUUUCCCAAAGUGACCCUGCUGCUCUCGAUGACACUCAGCGCUGGGAGUAUUUUAGGCUGACUUUACUGGAGAUUUUAAAAGCAAUCUACGUUGAUGGCGUCCAACUGAAAGGCUACUUCGUGUGGUCCCUUUUGGACAACUUUGAGUGGACUUGCGGAUACAGAUCUCGCUUUGGACUCUUCCAUGUGGACUUCGAAAAUCCGGCUCUCCCUCGAGUUCCUUACAAAUCGGCCAUUGAAUACGCCAAAGUUGUUGCCAACAAUGGACUGAUGAAAGCACGUGGUUGACGACUGUCCGUUAAUACCAUAAGUUGGCCACUUAAGAGAGAAGCACAUGCUGUGAAAUUGUCAAAAUUAAACCAAGCUGAAUUUUGAUUUCCAAUAACUAUUUCUCAAAAGUGCAAACAACAGAAGCAGAAAUCAGAGCAAUGACUACACAGAAAGGGGAAGUGAACCUAUAACAUUUUAAAGUUUGAAUUUAAAAUAAAUAAAUACGAAAUAAAUACAAAUAAAACAAAUAAAUACAAGAUAUUAAUAUUUUCUGAAUUGUUUAAAAUAAUUUUGACUUAAGUGAUUCAGAGAGUGAUGUCAUAUAUUAUACAGCACCAAAUGUUGGGUUGCUAUCAUGUGGGCACAUGUCUGGAAGUCUGGGAGUCGCAGCCAAAGUAGCUGCCUUAGAAACACACACAAAUGAGCUACUCUUUCUUCUUUCCUAUCGCAGUGAAUGGGAUAGUUUGAUGCUUAUUCAUUUUCUUGGCCAUCUGUUUGUCUGACAUAGAGGAAGCACAUUUGGUGGACUGUUCAGUAUCUGUCUACUUAUACACAGCCAGAUUCCUGAAGAGCACACUUUUUCAGAACUACAGAAUUACUGUAUGUAUUUGUCAGUUUUAGGUUCUGGUCCUAAGAGAAGCUAAAUAAUGCUUUACCAAUGAAACAUCCUAUUAAGUGAUCUGCAUUUUCCUGAAUGGAGAGCACCUUCUGGCCUCCUGCACUGGGCAGAAAUUCAAUAGCCAAAAGCAAGCAACUUGUCCAUGUAAAUUAAACAGGUGCUAUAUGAAGAGAACUCUUUAAAAAGCAAAUCUUUGCUCAAGCUAGGGGUUGGGAAGAAAUUGGAUUUAGUUUAAAUUUAUAGGCAAACCUACUUAAUUAAUAUUUUCUGAAACUGUACAUGAACUGAAACAACCAACCUUUGAAAUUCGCGCAGCUUUGAAUUUUGCGGUGCAGUUCUCUAGUCUAAUAAUAAUAAUAAUAAUUUAUUCAUAUGCCACCUUCCCCCCUGACAAGACUAAAGGCAGCUUGAACAUUAAAAUUCAACUAAAUAUUGAUCCCACAUCUCUACACAGUCUGAGCUUUCAUACAUUUGCCUGAAGUGACGCUCCCACUCUACAGGUGAAAUUGGUUGUUCAGGCAUUGUAGGACUGCUCUUGCUGCUGGACACCAUUUUCCAAAAUAGUGACCAAUUUUUCCCUAUUGUUGCUUGAAUGAGCCGGGCCCACAUAGCCAUCAUUGCCUCUUUCUUUUUCUGUUUUAAUAUCACUAGCUAAAGAGGAUCCAGUGAUAUUAACUGCUGUAGUCUACCUCCCUAAGUAGUAAUACUCAUUUUAAUUAGUUUUCUUUUAACCAAUUGUUAAAACUUAUACUUAUUGUCUAUUUUUAGAUAUUCUUGUCUUCUUUUAUUGUUUUUAUGUAUUGUAUAUUUAUGUGUGCUGGUCAAGAACCGUAACAAUAAAUCAAAUCAAAUCAGUUUAAACAAAUUAUGUACACAAAAAUGCAUAUAUUGGUGAAAAUAACUUAGAAAAAUGUGUAUAUUAGGAGAAAUUUGCACUAAAAUACUGGUGAGUUUUCAUGAGGAUUCUUUAAAAAAGAAAUCACAAACUGCGAUGGAAUUGUGGAGAAUUGAACAGAACUGAACUGGAAAAGCGAGACACUGAGAAAACCUGAAAUGGACAGAUUAACUUGUUCCUAACCCCAAAUGAUCCAGUUUUAAUGCCUGCCUCCCCAAAAAAUGAAUUCCGUGAGCUAUAUACUGCAAUUUUGCAGAAUUUCUUGAAUUUACACGAUCUGAUUUGCAGAUUAAAAAAAACAAAACAUUUUGCAUCUUACUGUGAUUUCAUUGACCAUGCCUAGGGGCAAGGAGGCAUGUGGAACACUGAAACCUCAGCCCAACCCCCGGAAACCUUUCCCAGCUAGCCAAAAUUCAGAUUUCUGAGAUUUCAGCACUUCGGUUACAAGCCUAUUUUUUGCCAGACACAAGGGCUGAAAACAUGCUGGAGUUAAAAAUAAAAAAGCAAGCAAGAAGAAGUUCUCAGGAAGCUGACUUCUGCACUUUCCCUGUGCUCCCGCAGGAAGACAGAAUACAUACCUCCCUGACAAUGCCACAUUAAAUAGUUAAGAGUCGGAAGGUGCGAGAAGCAUAUGUUUGCCUCUAAGGAAUAAGGUAGAGAAAAGAAACAAACCGGGCCUCAGAGGUGUACCUCCUGAGGCCUUGCUAGUACAAAUUGCUAGCAAAUGAGUUCUGUUCAGAGCUAAUGCUUUUGUUAAGUGCCUCAUUGCGAGGGAGCAACAAGAAGAGCGUGAAUAUACUGCCUGGGAGCUAUUUAAGUUGCUCUCAAGCAAAUGUCAUUUUGAUCAGAACUUGGUUCACAGCAACUGCAGAAUAACUGCAGGGCCAUGUACUCAUGUCAGUGGUUAGCCUGGAAAAAGAAGGCAUUGGAUCUGCGAGCAGAGUGGUGAGAUUGGUGCAGAAAAGGCCACGGACUUGCUUCUUGGGAUAGGGCGGGUACGGUGCUGAGGGCUGGGCCGAAAGCUAGCCCCCCGCCAGAGGAAAGCAUUGUACACUGAGAAACGACCUUCCUUCACCCCAACCCUCCCAGCUGCUCACAGAGGCAAAGUCAAACAGAAAAGUCCUGCGGCAACAAAAGAUCUCUCGCACCAUCCCACCUCCCCAUGCCAACAAUGGGAGAAAAAGAGUUUGAAAGACUCUGUAUACAAAGGAAGCUUUCACAAUAGGAAAAGUAAUCUUAAAAAGUGUUAAAUCUUUCCGAGAUGAAAAAAAAUACACUGCUGAUUGCUUAGAUUUCCCCCCCCCUCAAAAAAUGCUUUUAAAAAAAUGUUCGCUGCUUACAUUCUGCAGCUGUUCACAAAAGGCUAGGAGUCUAAAGUGUAUAAGAUUGCUUGGCUUUGUUCCUCUGUUUUGUGUAAACUCCGCGUCUCCUUUACCUGUGCAAAUGGUACAUCAAGGUGCUCUGCUGGGAUUAAGAUUUUCUUUCACUCCCUUUGACAUGUUGUAUUGGCGGAAGAAUUAAGAGAGAACGUGGCAGCUCUUGGUUUGUACUAAGAGAGUUAAUGCGCACACUUGUGUAUAAUUUCCAUUAUUUUUCAAAGAACAAUACUCUUAUUUUACAGAAGAGGGUAUUGUUUAAUGAACAAGGGUCUUAUGUUCAUCGGGUAUGUACUAUCCCAACAUGAAACACGCCAGUUGCAACUUUCCAUCAGAAUCUUCCAGUACAAACACUUCGGAGUCACCAAGAAAGAGAAGCCAGGAUGGCUUUGCCGAGAGGAGAAGGAGACUCCACCACACUCCUUGGCAGCAAAUUCCACUGUCGAACAGCUCUUACUGUCAGGAAGUUCUUCCUAAUGUUUAGGUGGAAUCUUCUUUCUUGUAGUUCAAAUCCUUAUAUUUUGGCCAGGUUUUUCUGGCGCUGACAAAUUAGACUGUUUGCUUUACUAAACCCCAAAGUGAGUAGCUUUUGUGGUGAUAAACCACAGGAGUGAAGUUUUUGGUAGACAAUUUUUGUCCAGCACUCUUGUGACAAUCUUGCAGCACUAGGGAUAUUAGACCGGGGGAAUUUGAGUUUGUGGCAGAAACUGUGGACAUGCCUUGUGUAGAAGGCCUUGUGUCAUCUGGACACGUCAGGUGUCGGUCUGGGUUUACAGAGACUUCAUCCAGCAGCGUUCAUGCAUGCAUGCCUUCAUGCAGCAGCAAAAAAUGUGAAUGCUAUUCUAGGCUACAUCAGCAAAAGUGUGAUGUCCGGAUUAAGGGAAGUAAUAGUACCAUUCUAUUCUGUGACCAGUUCUGGGCACCACAAUUUAAGAAGGAUAAUCCCGAUUUCUUAUCUGUGUAGACCAGUGGUCCAAACUUUUUUCAAAGAGGGCCAGAUUUGAUGAAGUGAAGGGCCAUGGGGGCCAACCGAAGGGCCAACCAAAGUUUUUGGCCUUUUUUAGGAUUGAAGUUGUUGAGCUUUUUAAAAUAAUUUUACCCCAAAGUUGUUGAGCUUUCUUUAUGAUUUUACCCCAAAAGUUGUUGUUACCUCAGGAAAUAAACUGCCACAGGGGCUGGAUUAAACCGACCGGCAGGCCAGAUUAGGCCCCUGAAACAGACUUUGGAUAUGCCUGGUGUAGACCAUAAUAUAAUAAUUAUGCACUCUUAUCUUCUUCUUAUAUCAAAAGCAACUUGAUUUCCACAUGCCUUUCGUGUUUGUUUGCAGGUAAUUUUUGGCAAUGAAAAUACUAUCGGCUACUCUGGAGUGAAGCAAAAAACAGCCAAGUUGCAUCCAACUGAUAAUAAAGAAAAAGUAAAUAUGUAGGAUUUUAAAAUCUAUUUGGGGUUCUAUGGGGGUUGGACUGGAUGGCCCUUGUGGUCUCUUCCAACUCUAUGAUUCUAUGAUUCUUUUGUAUACUAAUUGUUAGUAACUAAUUGCACUGUAAAGAGUCUUAAAUUGCACAACUUUAAAAUUAAUUUAUGUUUGCGGUUUUAUUUCAUUUGUAUUUUUUAGCAGUCCUCCUGCCCGAGACAUUAGAGUGUGUAUUUAUAAUUCACUUUAUCCUCUUAAAUUGUCAUCCAAGAUCGAAAGGUUUUCUGUCCUUUAAUUAGGACACUGGGUAGAAUAUUAUUUAUCCUAGUGGGCAUAUUUAUAUGUUCUACCAUGGUACAAAUGGGCUAUACAUUUUCCUCUGCAAAGCAGUAUUAAUUCUCACUGUAAAUAAUAUACUCCAGUACAUUUGGUCUAUCAGGUGAAAUAAAUAUUCCAAAUCUGGCAUACAAACCCACUGAAAGUGCAGUGACCAUCUGUACUUCUCUGUUGGGCUUUAAAGGACAACUCUCUCUUCCAAAGUUUUAUAAUACAAAGGGCAAUUCACUAAUUAGCACUGUAAAUUAGUGUUGCCAUGAGGUUAAAUUGGGGGGGAAAACCACCCAGCCCCUGCAGUAUUUCAAUUAAUGUUAUUUUUAAUUGCUUGUAUUAGCAUUUGAGAACAAGAUUGAUUAGCUUUUGACCAUCAAAGAAACAGAACUUGAUGCUGUUAAAUACUGAAUUGGAAGUGGUUAAUUAUACUUAAAAUCCAUAGAUACUGUACAUAUCAAUCUAGAAGGUCAUCAGAGUACAACAGAGUAGGUGUGCAUUUGAACUCUUGUUUUUGUUUUAAAAAAACCUCAGGAACAGAUACAUCUGUUCUCCUAUCUCAGUUGAUAAUAGGAAUUAGCACCUCUGAAAUUCACAUCCAAAACUGUUCUUGUUUACUAAAUUGCUUUUUAGUAAAAGUUUAAAGGAUCUGUUCAUGCUCAAUUUGCCUUGAACACCGCAAGUAAUCAAAACUGUAGCCAGAGACUAGUUCACAAAGCAGGCCUGCGUAGAGCCUCUCUAUGGUCAGAAGCCUCCAUGUGACAGUAGCAGGUAGCGGUUCCGAUAGAUGCCAAUAAAAAAAGAUUAACUCCUGGCAGCACUUAGAUCAUUUUUGCAGCAGAGAAAGGGGAACAAGAACAUUUCCGCAACCAGGGGGAAUUCUUUGCAGCUGGGAGAAGAUUCCAGGAGCUUCCAGAGGGCAAACAAGUAGGCAGAUGGCAGCACACUGAGAAAGGGAUUGCUUUGGACGCUCUAGCUGAUAUAUGUUAAAUCCAAUAGAUGGAGACAUCUGACCAUGCAUGGGGUCUGUUUAGGCCUGCUGAGUGAGUAGGGCCUAAGGCUGUCAGCGUUUGGACUUUUGAAGGACAUCCAAAUAUUUCCUCAGGUAAGCAUAAUGCACAAGUUUAAUUGCAUCCUCGAUUACUGACUUGGGUCCACUGUGGUGCGACUUUCGAACAACGGAGGCACCUUAGGCGCUCCACCAGUGCCUUUGAGAUCAGUUGAAGAGCGGUAUCAAAUGACACGCACACAUUUAAUUUAUCUUGGAGAGGUGGCAUAUGUAAAGCAGAGCUUCAGAAGCAUCUCUAGUCCAGAGGCUAGGAGUUUUAUCUCCACAUUAAGCUCCCGUGUUUGGGAAGACAAAGCAGUGCUUCCCCAACAGAGGAGCUUAAUGUGAAUUUCACUACCAGGACAUAUUUAUGUAGCCACAGAAACACACUCGGGAAAAGUAAAUGUCAUGGAGAUUUCCCCCCCAUAAAAAUAUCAUGCAUACAUCAGCAGGUGCUUAGGAGUUUAACCCAAUGAUGGCCAAACCUGGCCCUCCAGCUGUUUUGGGACUACAAUUCCCAUAAUCCCUGACCACUGGUCCCGUUAGCUAGGGAUGAUGGGAGUUGUAGUACUGAAACAGCUGGAGGGCCAAGUUUGGCCAUCACUGGUUUAACCCAUAGCUGAUGAAGCCCCUUCAGGCGAAACAGGGGAACAUCCAGGAAUCCUUGUCACCAGUGCCAGGUUCUUUUGAAAUUAGAAAAGAAUGUACCACGCCACUGACAAUAUAGGACUUGUGUUUUGUACAUACUGGACUUGGUGGUCAACUGGAAAGCUACAUUUUAAUAUAUUGUGUCACGAUGUUGAUUUUGGCAUUAUAAGAAGCUGUAUCUAAUUUUUGAAAAGCAGUUUUGAGUAAAUAGCUUUGGAAUUGUUACUCUACGGCCUAUUACGUUUAUGUGUUUUUACAAGGUAAGAAAAUGCAAGGGGAACUCCUCCUGUGCUCCUUCUGUGUGGCAUAUCUAGAUUCCAACUCUAUUAUUCUAUAUGGUUGGCAGUUGGUUACUUGCCAUGUGGAAUGACAUACCCAUUUGCAUAUAAUCCAUAUCUGUAUUCUAGUAAACAGACAGAGCUGAGGUUUAGGUCCACCACGGACAGCCACCCAGUUCCAAAGUAGUGAUGAAGCUAUAACAAACCCCAGGAUAUGCCAUACAGUAUCUAUAUCUCUGAAAGAAUGUAGGGCACAUCCCUUCUACAGCUGUAAUUUCAUAGCAUCUAGAGCUUGAAUGAGCACAUGUUAAGCCAAAAAGUUUAUUAUUAUUAUUAAUUGAAUUUGAUUAUGUUUUGAGGAGGCUGUGCCUACAACUCUCCUCAGGCAAAUUGAAAUUGGAAAUGAGAAAUUCAGUGGAAAAAUAUAGGAAGAAAUAUCCUCAUUAAUAAGAAAUCACACACCAUUUAGAAGGGCAAGAAUUCACAUGGAACUUACCUUAUGCCUACUAAGUGACGAAUUUAUUAAGUGAAAUAAGGUUUGAAAUAAAGAUUGCCAACAUCCCCCUCCCCACCCAAACCAUGCUUUUUAAUAGGGUUGCCAAAUUUUACUGACUGCUUCUGCUUCUUUGCCUAUAAUAACCAGUUCAUCGGUUGCCAUGUUGGUUCCGUGGCCUAUUUCGCCCUUUCCGUGCCUCUCAAAUUAUUUUUACUGAUUUCUGUGAUUUCUUUUCCCUGUUUCCUUUUGCGCCUAACUGUAAGCUCUUCAGGGCUGAGGCCUGGUUUGUGAAUGUCUUGUCCUGCAGCAACAGACCUCUAAUACUUUCAGAAACUGAGAUUAUCUGGAAACAAGUUUCCUAGCAACUGAGAAUAAGUAAGCCAAUUAACUAACGUUGGCCACAAAAAUGCAUUUUUAAUAAAAACUACAAACAUGUUGUACUACUCUUAGAUAAAAGCACAUACAGUAGUACCUUGGUUUAAGUACACAAUUGGUUCCAGAAGUCUGUACUUAACCUGAAGCGAACUUUCUCAUUGAAAGUAAUGGAAAGUGGAUUAAUCCAUUCUAGACUGUCCACAGAGUACUUAACCUAAAGCAUACUUAACCCGAAAUAUGAGUGUAAUUGGUUCUGGAAGUCCGUACUUAACCUGAAGCAUACUUAACUUGAAGCGAACUUUCCCAUUGAAAGUAAUGGAAAGUGGAUUAAUCUGUUCCAGACGGGUCCGCGGAGUACUUAAACUGAAAGUACUCAAACCGAAGCGUACUUAAACCGAGGUAUGACUGUACUAGACAUUCCUGUUGACCUAACACAACAAAUUGUUUCUCAAAAGACACAGUACAUGUGGGCAAGUAUUUCAGGAAAAACUACCCCAACAAAGUCAGUGCAGACCACUUUCCAACACGUUGGUGUCUUUCAUCAACACCCAAACAAGCAGUUUCAAAUCACUCUACUAAACAAUUUUAUAAUUAUAAACCGUAUAAUACUCCACCUUUUUUUGAAAAUGUCUAAUCAGCUGGCAUACUCAAAAGAAAGACCUAUUGAGCUAAGUGGAACUUAUUCUCUGGUAAGUGAAUAUAGCAUUACGAUGUUAGAAACCCGACAAUUCUGAAUUUGCCCUUACAGUUAAACUGGAUGGCAAUUAUGACAGAAUAGAAUAGUUGCAUGGCAGUGAAGUGUGCAGCAAUCUAAUUUAGCUUAUUCACAGGCCUAAGCCUAGACAGAAAGUCCAGUCAGCUGUUGUGAGCUUCACAAAUGAACUAGUCAAAUGAACCUGAAGAGAUAUGCAGCAACGAAGGAAAAUGAAUUGUAAUCUGCAUUUGCUCAGGAGCCAAAGUGCUGGUUACUUUCUGAUGUGGUAAAUGUUCAGGUAAACAUUUGGAUCGGGCCAGCAACAUGUAUUUUCUCAGUCAGGACUAACUCUGGUGUUUACUGGUUUGGCUUCAUAAACAGAACAUAAGUAUAACCAAAUAAAAUAGCCAUGGCAUACAGACUGACCACCUUAAAAAGUAAAGUGUGAAUUGGUUCUAUUAUAAAUUGAACAAGCUUAUAUUUAACUCAGUUUCACUGCAAUAUUUCACUCAAAUGGAAAUUUGAGAUGAAUGUGGACGUUCCGGCUUUGGUAAAGCAUUUGAGGAAUUUUGAGAAAAGAUAAAAGGGUACAUUCAACAACAAAAAAUCACAUAAACACACAAAAUGCAGUAUCAUCACCAUUGUCAUAAAUUCACCUUGUCUAAAUAAAUAAAUUCACCAUGUCACAAACAAACAAAGUUUCACUUCUACACUUAGGAGCAGCAAAAACAUUUGUGAGAAGCCUAAAUAUUUAUUAUAAAAAGUUUCCACAUUAAUGUAUUGCCACAAGAGAAAAAAUUCCAAACUCAAUGGAAAAGGGACUUUGAAUUUCAAUUGCAAAAGGGACUGGUGCUGUUCAGUUAAGUUACUCUCCCUAAGCCUAGGAGAGAUACAAUAUGAAGCAAUGCUUCCGUGUUCAACUGCUUGACAAAUCAAUCACAAUUUUUAAGUGGUGGCAAAGGAUGAUCUCCAGGACAGAUGUUUUUCACAUCUGGUGGAAUGGUCAAUUUACAAAUAUCCAAUAGAUACAAAUAUUGGGAACUCAUUCACAAACUGCGAACUGUAUUGUUCGCCCCACCCUGAACAGAAGCAAAAUUCCAGGGGUCUCGGGACCUAGCCAGGAUUUGUGUUCCUUUGGUAUGAAGCACAGCAGAAAUAUGGCUUAUUUACACAUAUUUACAACUGAGUUUUAUGGAAGGAGUGCAGAACAUUAGACCCCAAGAGUGUCGCUUGUUGUUCCAUGCUCCUCAGUCUGUCUGUGCAGCCUCUUGCAGUCAGCGAGGAGUUCUUCGCCUCCUUUCUUCUUACCCAAAACCCUUGCUCCAAACUCAACUCAAUCCUUGUGUAAAAAGGUCAUCACAUCCACUAUAACCCUGUCAACUGCCCCCUUCCAGCUUUGCUAUUGUCUUUUGCUAACUAACACACAGCCAGGGAAGGAACACCACCCACUUUCUUGUCUGACACCAAAUGUGCCACCUUUUGUUGGGGUAAUGAUCCUGCUAUCACCUGUCUUUGUUUUUUGAUGGUACCUUUGUUAGCCAAUCUCCUGAACAGGACAACUGGCUCAGCCUAUAUUUUUAUACAGUACUGCAUCCGGCAACAGGUGGCGCUGUGGGUUAAAUCACGGUGUCUAGGGCUUGCUGAUCAGAAGGUCGGCAGUUCGAAUCCCUGCAACGGGGUGAGCUCCCGUUGCUCGGUCCCAGCUCCUGCCCACCUAGCAGUUCGAAAGCACAU